UGACGCAAUAAUGGCAGAAGGAGUACAAGAGUGAGUAAAGAGAGGAGAGAAGGAAGACUGAGACGUGGAGGCAAGUGGACGGACGGGCAGUCAGAUCGGCGGACAGAUCAAACAUUUACAAAAUAGCCAACAAAAGCACUUCCUGUGGAUUUGCUCUGAGAAGAUCACGCCACAAGUGAACCAGCUCAUAAAGUAGUGAGGACUGCGAAUCCCAAAGUUCUACAAACCAAAGAUUCUUCAAUUCCCUCCCUAAAUGGCGUCAGACCUCUCCAUCUCCGCUGCACCCCCCAGCUCCCCUCCACCUCUCCUCUCGCCUCCUCUCCUUUCUCACCAGUCAAACCAGAUCGGCAUCUCCAUCCUGGUCCUAGCAUUCGUCUUCGGUUUCCCCGGUAACCUAUUUGUUGUGUGGUCGGUGCUGUGCCGUGUGAGGCAUCGGUCAGUUACCUGCCUGCUCGUCUUAAACCUCGCUGUGGCCGACGCGUUGGUGUUGCUAAGCUCCCCGCUUUUCCUGCGCUUCCUGGCAGGCGGACGAGGCUGGGAGUUCGGGGCGGUGGCCUGUAAAAUGGUACACUACCUGUGCUGUGUCAACAUGAACGUGUCCAUCUACCUGAUCAGCCUGAUGAGCUUGGAUCGCUGGCUGGCCGUGGCAAGGCCAUUCCUGGCCCAAAGGAUGAGGACCAAGAAAACCCUGAUGGCUGUUCUACUGGGGAUCUGGGUGCUGGCUUUCGUCUUGGCACUGCCCAUGGCCUUCUAUCGCAGUAACCUGAAGCUGCACAUGAACAGCUCCGUGACCGUCUGCAUGUCGUACCACUGGAAAAGUGUGGGUCACCAGGUGUUCCAGUACCUGUUUGAGACCGUCCUGGGCUUCUUCCUCCCCUUCACUUUCAUCAUCGUCUGCUACACCUCCGUCAUCUCUGGACUACGCAGGGCCAUGUUCCAGCACAAGGGACGGGGAAACCGUCUCAUCCUCCUCAUCAUCGGCACCUUCGCUCUCUUCUGGCUGCCCUACCACGUGGUCAACAUCUUACAGGUGAUUGGUCUACUUGGUGGUAACGACACUCUGUUUAAAGCGGCCGCGGUGGCCCGUCCCAACGUCACAGCGCUCGCUUUCCUGAGCAGCAGCGUGAACCCUGUGCUGUACGUGUUCGCUGGCAGCUCCCACAUCCGCCAGGCCGGCCUCAGCUUCAUGGCCAAGCUCUUCGAGGGCACCAACAUUGAGGGAGGGACCUCUGCCUCCUUUACCCGCAGCACGAAGUCCAGCCGGAGUGGUUCCUCGGCCCCGCUGUCACUCAAGCUGGGGCGGUCGGGGAAGGGGAAGGGGAAGGAGGGGGAUGGGAAUAGUGUGACGGAGCUGCAGGAAGCUGAGGUCAAGGUUAAGUCCAAGCCGGAGCUCAAGACUUUGACCUCCAAUGAUCAGUUGGAGUAGUGUUACUUUUUGUGGCCUACUGUACUAGUCAUAGGUUUACCGUAUUUAAUGUAUUUCGCAGAUCUUUGAUACAAUUUGUGCUUUAUAGCUAGUGUUUGUGGUUGCCUCCAUGCAAUUUCUGGAUAAUAAUAUUAUAAAAUAUCCUUCAAGUUUUAACCUGUUAACAAAUCGAGUCAAUGGCUGUGCCAAUGGCUAGUUGAGCAAAUUGAAGUGUUUUCUUCUCAUGCACAAUGCAAGGCAUUAUGACUGGGAUAUGAGGUAACAACAGGGCCUUGCCUAUGUUAAGUGUUUUAAAAAGUACAGAAGUGUUUGUUAGGCAUUUAGCCUGUGUUUUUAAAAUAUGCUUAAAUUAUUUAAAGAGAAAAAAGUGAUUAUUAAUUCUGUUGAUAAGUGUUUGGGAAAUAAAGAUAUACAUGGUUUUAAAAA
Oncorhynchus keta (chum salmon) is the source of this 1852-nucleotide messenger RNA. Its product is annotated as leukotriene B4 receptor 1-like. NCBI's taxonomy places the organism in Eukaryota, Metazoa, Chordata, Actinopteri, Salmoniformes, Salmonidae. The coding region runs from base 254 to 1426 and encodes 390 amino acids. Gene Ontology annotation, biological process: neuropeptide signaling pathway. The record is from RefSeq and is a predicted model, not a curated record. The transcript has 4 exons. Gene Ontology annotation, cellular component: membrane. Gene Ontology annotation, molecular function: leukotriene receptor activity; G protein-coupled peptide receptor activity.